UCCGGUUGUCAUAAGUGGCUUGUCUUUUCUGUCAUGUUGAUUUUGUCCUUGUUGAGUUGAAAUAUUGUGAAACGUAAUUAAAAUGCAAAGGUUUUAAUUUUACCUCAAUAAAUGAUAUUGGUGCGAGAUUCCAUAGUGUUUUACAGUGUGAGAAGUGUACAAGUAUUGUGAAAUUCCAAGAUGGCAGUGUCAAAAUCGACGAACACAUACAAUCGUCAGAAUUGGGAAGAUUCUGAUUUCCCAAUUUUGUGUCAAACAUGUCUUGGCGAUAACCCCUACAUUCGCAUGACUAAAGAAAAAUAUGGGAAAGAGUGCAAAAUAUGCGCUCGUCCAUUUACUGUCUUCCGAUGGUGCCCAGGUGCACGGAUGCGUUUCAAGAAGACUGAGAUAUGUCAAACUUGCUCAAAAUUGAAGAAUGUUUGCCAGACUUGUCUAUUAGACUUGGAGUAUGGACUUCCAAUUCAAGUUAGAGAUGCAGCUCUCAAAAUACAAGAUGAUUUGCCUAGAAAUGAGGUUAAUAAGGAAUACUACAUCCAGAAUUUAGAUAAUCAAAUUUCUAAGAAUGAUCCGACUCAACCUAGUAACUCUGCACUUAAGUCAAAGGGGGCUUCAGACCUGCUGUUACGUUUGGCUAGAACUGCUCCUUAUUACAAGAGGAAUAGGCCACAUGUGUGUUCAUUCUGGGUGAAAGGAGAGUGUCGGCGUGGUGAAGAAUGUCCAUAUCGCCAUGAGAAACCUACAGACCCUGAUGAUCCAUUGGCUGAUCAGAACAUCAAGGACAGAUAUUAUGGUGUAAAUGAUCCAGUAGCAGAGAAACUGAUGCGUAGAGCUGCAGCGAUGCCUGCCCUGCCACCUCCUGAAGACAGGAGUGUUACAACUUUAUAUGUUGGGAACCUGCCGGACAACUGCACUGAAGACGAGCUUCGUGGACAUUUCUAUCAGUAUGGAGAAAUUAGGUCCCUCACUCUUGUGCCUAGAGCGCAGUGUGCCUUCGUUCAGUACACAACCAGGAGUGCAGCAGAGCAUGCUGCUGAGAAAACCUUCAACAGGCUCAUCAUUGGUGGCAAGAGACUCACCAUCAAGUGGGGGAAAUCUCAGGGCCGCCAAGGUGUCAAUGAGAAGAACGAUACUGCGCCCGCGCUGGAGCCCGUGCCGGGCCUGCCGGGUGCGCUGCCGCCGCCCGCCUUCUUACAUCCCUUCCCGCCACAGAUGCCUCCGCCCCCGAACCGGCCCAACGACUUCUUCAACCUGCACCACUACGGCGGGCCGGGCGCGGCGUGGGGCGCGUGGCCGCCCGGCGUGGCGCCGCCCGCGCCGCCGCCGCCCGCGCCGCUGCACUACCCCAGCCAGGACCCCGCCCGCCUCGGCGCGCAUGCGCACGCCAACGCGCCGCAGACCUAGGCUCACCUACGGCCGACUUUUUUAACUAGAUAGAUAACAGCAUUCAUUAGGUCGACAGACACAUGCAUAUGGACAAAAAGGAAAAAUAGACAAGAAAACGUUGGGUUGUCUAUAAAAUGCAUUUCAUUUCUUUUUCCAUUAAAUAAAUAAGUAAAUAAACAGAUGGGUGAAGGUAACUUCUUUUUUGGAUCCUCUACUAUAAGUACAAAACCAAGAAAUCUGUGAGAAUUUAUUAUUGUCACUAUUGUAUUGUAUAGAUGAAAUAUGGAACUACCUCAAAUAACGUGAAUUUGGUUAGAAUACAAAUUCAGUCACAGACGUGAUUUAUGUAGUGUUCAACAACAUACAAUUUGCUUUUGAUGUUACAUAUUGUUGGUAAGAAUAUAUUUUUGGUGUAACAAGAACGAAAUCUUUAUCACCAUGAUAAAUAUACUUACUUAUGUGCUUUCUGCAGACUGAUAUGAUAUACAUACACAAAAUAUAAAUAUAUAUUAAAAUAGUACUAAUUUUAUCCAAUAUCAUAUUUUAUCACAAAUAAAUUGGACUCAAUUUUUCUCAGAAAAUGUAAAUGAAGGCUGGAAUGCAGCAACACCGAAAGAGUUUGUUUUUUGUUAGAUUAUUAAGUGUGAAAUGUGUAAGAACUUUGUAUGUAACAUGAAUGUAUGUAAAUAUAACAUGAAUUAAAAU
Messenger RNA from Pectinophora gossypiella (pink bollworm), 2088 nucleotides. RefSeq names its product pre-mRNA-splicing factor RBM22. Gene Ontology annotation, cellular component: U2-type catalytic step 1 spliceosome; U2-type catalytic step 2 spliceosome; Prp19 complex. Bases 181 to 1401 code for a protein of 406 amino acids. The transcript has 7 exons. The record is from RefSeq and is a predicted model, not a curated record. Gene Ontology annotation, molecular function: metal ion binding; pre-mRNA binding; U6 snRNA binding. Lineage: Eukaryota; Metazoa; Arthropoda; Insecta; Lepidoptera; Gelechiidae.